AUGGCUGCCUCCAUAAACGAGGAAUGUGACUGCAGCGAUUUUCUGAAAUUUCAGGAUCAUCUGAAGACCAUGCGGACUGUUGAUGAUAGGAUAAUACAUGCUUUGAACACAGCAAUACCCACCAAAUUAUUUUCAAAGAAAGUAGAUGUGUCUGAAACUUGUAAAAAUCUUUAUGAUGAGAUUAUACAAUCGCAUGAGAUAAGAGAACGGGCUAUACGUAAAUGUGUAACAGAGGCAGCAAAUAGUGUCAAAGAAUUGAGUAAGCAAAGAGACAAUGAUGCGGACAAUAUGGAGAUAUUAAAAGAUCUACGGAAAGCACAAACAAAGUUGCGGCUAAUGAAAUCAGAAUUCUAUGUAGAUGAAGUUGUGAAUGACAGAACAUUUAAAGCUUUUUACGAGCGAUGUGGAACAGCAUACAAGUUUCCAAAUAAACCUAUACUGUGAGGAUUAUUAUACUAAGACAUUGCGUGUAAGGUGUUUUGUUUGCUGGACGAGUGAUAAAUUACAAUGAUAAAUAGAACAGUGACACACUGUAAAGGGAACAAUAGAAGAUGUAAAUGUUUAAGUAUGUGAUAAAACUCUUGGAGGAUUUCUACUUUGCAUGGUACCAUAAAUGAUGAUGUGUAUGAAUGUGAAGAAGUGAUGACAAACAACCAAAUUCAUAAGUGUUCAAUGAAUACUGAUAACAAAUGUUAAUACAUAUAAUGUUUGGUAAUUUUUUAAUCAACUGAUCAGACAACUUGCAGAGAAAUACCUCUCCAUUGCCAUUGGAAACAUUGCUUAUUUUACCCUUUUAAUUGACAGUGGAAUAAUGUAACAGUUCUCCAUUGUUUGAACUGACAGAGGAAUAAUGUAACAGUUCUCCAAUCUUUGAACUGACAGAGGAAUAAUGUAACAGUUCUCCAAUCUUUGAACCGACAGAGGAAUAAUGUAACAGUUCUCCAAUCUUUGAACCGACAGAGGAAUAAUGUUACAGUUCUCCAAUCUUUGAACUGACAGAGGAAUAAUGUAACAGUUUUCCAUCCUUGAUAUCCUGAUAAACAGUAAAUGUUUCGCAAUCAAACCAAACAUUAAAUUACAUCUUGGUAAGGACAUCCAAUUAAUGUUAAGAUAAAGAUUACGAAUUUCACCACGACAAACCAGGAAGGUCAUCACAUUCAACACAAUCCAGAUUUGAUUUAAGAUUAUUUACAGUUAAUUAAAACAAUUGAAAUGACAGUUCAAGUGUUUUUUAUUUUCCUUUUUGGAUUAAUGUUCAGCUCAAUUUGUGCUUUGGCAAUUUAUAAUAGCAUGUAAGUAUUGAAAAAUACUUAAGAGGAAGUUGGAGGUGAAAUGUUUUUAUAAUUGUUAAUGCAUUUUGAUAUUGGCAUUUCCUAUCAAAACUGAAAAAGUGAGGCAGGCAACACAGAUGAUUAUGGACAAUAAUUGCUUGGAAAAAAAGUCAGCUAAACCAAAAUUUACAGAUCUAAUCACAAAUCUCUGCACAGAGGGUUCAAACUAAACCUCAUAAUCUAUGAAGGACAUUAAAACAGAACUGAGCGGUAUUUUAGGUUUUAAUUUUUAGAAGAUAGGCAGUAAUCUCCCUUUAGAUGACUGCUUUUUGUCCUAAGCAUGGCAAUGCAGUUAUAACAGAAUUUUAUUGUAUAAUCAAUCUAUAAACCUCUAGAAUGAAGUUUCAGUAUGUCAUAAAUGUAUUGUCUACUACAACCACACCUAUUAGAAAGUAUGCAUUUGUCUGUCUCUAUUUCUCGAACAUAACUUCGUAAUUGUUUCAGGUAUGCAUGUCACAUUUGGAGAGACAGUCCAUCUUGAUUAGGCGAUGUAUAACAUACUGAAAUAUGGCAUUCCAAUCAGCAUUAAUCAUUAAAUAUUUUUAGAAGUACAUUUGAUGGAUUGUAUCAUUAGGUCAUGUUGACCUAGUGCGAUUGUUCUUUGUCCAUUGUCAUGCAUCAACUUUUUCUUUUGUGAAUAUAUACUACUUGAUUUAUAUAAACAUAUUUUGAUAAAACUAGGUGUGUGGCCUGAUAUUAAAAGCAUCUCAGAUGAGUUCAACAUGGGACUGAUUUAAUGGUAAUUUACAGUUAUGGUCCUUUUCAGUUUUAUUACCAUUGAACCUUGUGAACACAAUAACUUGAGUAAAUAUAAACAGGUUUUGAUCAAACUUGGUGUGCUGCCUGGGACUUCUUUAAUUGUAAUGAAUAGAGCUAUUUUAUUGCGAUUGAACAAUGUGAACACGAUUUGAAUAAAUAUGAACAGGUUUUGAUAAAAAAAUUGUAUGCAACCAAGCUAAGAUCUCAGAGAAGUUUGACAAAACCAAUUUUAUGUAAUACAGAAAGAGAUAUUGUUCUUUGUAGUUCAGGUUGAAAAAUUAAUUAGGUGACUGUUUAGGCCAAAUGGCCUCUGUCGUUUAUUAGGGUGAUUAGAUUAAAUUGUUAGUGAUUUUGUUUGCUGAAAAAAUACCUAUUGUACACAUGUACUAUGUAUAUGUACAUGUACAAUGUAUGCUCAUUUA
Messenger RNA from Ylistrum balloti, 2512 nucleotides. RefSeq names its product protein MIX23-like. NCBI's taxonomy places the organism in Eukaryota, Metazoa, Mollusca, Bivalvia, Pectinida, Pectinidae. The coding region runs from base 1 to 444 and encodes 147 amino acids. The transcript has 5 exons. Gene Ontology annotation, cellular component: mitochondrion; mitochondrial intermembrane space. The record is from RefSeq and is a predicted model, not a curated record.